GUCCUGACCUUAUGUCACCCCAUGAGUAGAGUGUAGAGAUAAGGUUUAAGCGGGUUGGUUUUAUCUUCUUCUCCGUCUGUCUCUGUGGCUUGCUUGCUUGCUUCCCUCCCUCGCUCUUCAGCCAUGCCUGAAGCUUCUACCAUCUUCCAAUCCACUCUCCUCCCUCCUUUCUCUCAGUCUCGCAGAGCCCUUUCCAGUCCGAUCUGUCACACAUUCUUCAGAAGGAACCCAACAAGUUUCACCACCAUACGGUGUUCCUCAGUUUCCACCGAGGCCGCAAAAAUCCAGACAGUCCCUUGGGGUUGUGAUACCGACUCCCUCGACAACGCGUCGGCUUUGCAGAAAUGGCUGUCGGACUCGGGUAUGCCUCCUCAGAAAAUGGCCAUACAGAGAGUGGAUAUAGGAGAGAGAGGUCUCGUUGCUCUCAAGAACAUCAGGAAGGGAGAGAAGCUGCUCUUCGUGCCUCCCUCGCUCGUCAUUACUGCCGAUUCGGAAUGGAGUGUACCAGAUGCUGGUCAAGUGUUAAAACGUUAUGGUGUACCUGAUUGGCCGUUGAUAGCAACGUAUUUAAUCAGCGAGGCAAGUCUGAUCAAGUCUUCAAGAUGGAGUAACUAUAUCUCUGCCUUGCCUACACAGCCUUACUCGCUUUUAUAUUGGACUCGAUCAGAGCUCGACAGGUAUCUGGAAGCAUCACAAAUACGGGAGAGAGCCAUUGAAAGAGUGAAUGAUGUUAUUGGAACGUACAAUGACUUGAGGCUCAAAAUAUUUUCCAAGCAUCCUGAGUUAUUUCCCGAACAGAUAUUCAAUAUAGAGACUUUUAAAUGGUCAUUUGGCAUCCUCUUCUCACGUUUGGUCCGUUUACCCUCAAUGGAUGGAAGGGUUGCCUUGGUUCCUUGGGCAGACAUGCUGAACCAUAGUUGUGAGGUGGAAACAUUUCUGGAUUAUGAUAAAUCUUCACAAGGCAUUGUGUUCACAACAGAUAGGACAUAUCAGCCAGGUGAACAGGUUUUUAUAUCAUAUGGAAAGAAGUCUAAUGGAGAGCUGUUGCUUUCAUAUGGAUUUGUCCCCAGAGAAGGCACAAAUCCCAGUGAUUCAGUUGAGGUGUCAGUGUCAAUUAAGAAGUCUGACAAAUGUUACAAGGAGAAGAUGGAAGCUUUGAAAAAGCAUGGAUUAUCUACAUCAGAACGGUUUCCUGUACAAAUUACUGGGUGGCCAUUGGAGUUGAUGGCAUAUGCUUAUUUAGCAGUCAGCCCCCCAAGUAUGAAUAGACAAUUUGAAGAGAUGGCUGCUGCUGCAUCAAAUAGGACAUCAUCCAAGAAGGAUAUCAGGUAUCCUGAAAUAGAGGAAGAUGCAUUGCAGUAUAUUCUUGAUAGUUGUGAGUCUGGCAUAUCGAAGUACUCCAAAUUCCUUCAGGCGAGUGGGGAAAUGGAUCUCGAUGUAACAAAUCCAAAGCAACUUAACAGAAGGGUGUUUCUGAAACAGCUAGCCGUGGAUUUGUGCACAAGCGAAAGGAGAAUACUAUUCCGGGCACAAUAUAUAUUGAGGAGGAGAUUGAGGGAUAUAAGGAGUGGUGAACUAAGGGCGCUUAAAAUUUUUGAUGGUCUGAGAAACCUUUUCAAAUGAGAAUCUGAGGGGAGGGAAAUGGAUGGGAAUGAAGUACUUAGUUCUAAACAUGCCAGUAUUUAUUUUCGUGUACUCUGAUUUUUGAGAAUAUAAAAAUGAUGCAUCGUUUACUUUCUU
Messenger RNA from Ipomoea nil (Japanese morning glory), 1740 nucleotides. Its product is annotated as ribulose-1,5 bisphosphate carboxylase/oxygenase large subunit N-methyltransferase, chloroplastic. Bases 124 to 1623 code for a protein of 499 amino acids. Lineage: Eukaryota; Viridiplantae; Streptophyta; Magnoliopsida; Solanales; Convolvulaceae. Gene Ontology annotation, molecular function: [ribulose-bisphosphate carboxylase]-lysine N-methyltransferase activity; protein binding; protein-lysine N-methyltransferase activity. Gene Ontology annotation, cellular component: chloroplast. Gene Ontology annotation, biological process: peptidyl-lysine monomethylation. The transcript is spliced from 12 exons. The record is from RefSeq and is a predicted model, not a curated record.